AUGGAAGAAAAGACGGAAGAAAAAAUAGAAGAAAAAAUAGAAGAAAAAAUAGAAGAAAAAACAGAAGAGAAGAUGAAAGAAAAGACAGAAAAAAAGAUGGAAAAAAAAAUGGAAAAAAAAAUGAAAGAAGAAAAAUCUAAA
This is a messenger RNA of Racocetra persica, 141 nucleotides long. The record is from the annotation of a GenBank genome assembly. Lineage: Eukaryota; Fungi; Glomeromycota; Glomeromycetes; Diversisporales; Gigasporaceae.